AUGAGGGGGGCGGGAUGCAACCAGUGGGCUCGGGGUUCCCAACAAGAAUUGCGGAAAAAUGUGUUGUUGUUGUUUUUGUUGUUGUUUUUUUUGCGGGGGGUUAUGGAUUUUCAUUUAAAUUCUCUCCAUUUCUUUCUCUUUUUUUGUGCGGGUUUCCUUUCCAAUGUAAAGUAUAGAAAGAGAGAGGAGGGGAAGAGAAGGAUGAGGAGGGACAUUCCUUCCGUCUCCACGUCUCGUGCUGAGCCACAGAAGCAGCAGGGAGGGCAUGCCGCUAUGACGUUAGAGAGCACCCGGGCUUACCUGGAUCAUACAUGUGUUCCGCUGCUUAUGGAAGCGAUGGCUGCCGUCUCGCGGGUGCGUCCCGAUGACCCGAUUGAUUUCAUUGCCCAUUAUUUGUUGAAGCACAACCCGAAUCGCCGUGGCACGAACACACAACAUCUGGACAACGAUCCACGUGGGAUCUGGCGUAACUGA
Messenger RNA from Trypanosoma cruzi, 474 nucleotides. RefSeq lists its product as uncharacterized. The coding region runs from base 1 to 474 and encodes 157 amino acids. Gene Ontology annotation, cellular component: Set1C/COMPASS complex. The transcript has a single exon. The record is from RefSeq and is a predicted model, not a curated record. Lineage: Eukaryota; Euglenozoa; Kinetoplastea; Trypanosomatida; Trypanosomatidae.